Molecule: messenger RNA, 3229 nt
Organism: Manihot esculenta (cassava)
Lineage: Eukaryota; Viridiplantae; Streptophyta; Magnoliopsida; Malpighiales; Euphorbiaceae
Exons: 3
Coding region: 121-1527 (468 amino acids)
Source: RefSeq, a predicted model, not a curated record
GGCUGGCAUAUUUUAGUUCGGGAGGUUGAAAGUACCGGGGAUCACAAUUCCCAAAUCAAGAAAUCCCAAUUUUGGGAACCCUAAAAUCUAAACAUUCUCUGGCUAGGGUUUUGCACGGAAAUGGAAUCCCAACAACAGCAAGGAAGCAGCAACAAGAAGAAGACGAGAGAUUUGCCCAACUUAUCGGAAUGCCACUCUUGCGGCUUUCAAUUUGAUUCUUGCGCUGGUAAGAACAGACUCCAAACCCUAUAUAGUGAAUGGCGUAUUGUCCUCCUCUGUAAAAUCUGCUUUGCUCGCGUUGAAUCCUCCCAACUUUGUUCUUACUGUUUCAAAGGUUCCUCUGAUAAUUGCUUCCAUUGUUGUGAAUGUAAGCGCAUUAUUCACAAAGAUUGCUUUUUGGAUUAUGCUAGUGUUGCUCCUUGCUCUUUCUCUUCUUCUAAUUUUUCCGUUUGCGUCGAUUGUUGGGUCCCCAAAUCCGUUGCUGCCAAAAGGGCAUCUCUUAGGCCUAGCAACAGAAAGAAGUCUGCGGUUUUAGGUUUUGGAGAUUGCCAGAUUAAGUCGCCUGAGGAUGUGGUUAGGGAGGCCAACUCUGCUGUGCACAGAAAGAUUGAGGCUGAUGCUAAGGCUAGAGAGUUGGCUGAGGAGAAGGCUUUAGCUGCAAGAAGGGCCGCAGAGUUGACUAAGGUUGCUUUGGAUUCCAUGAGUCUGGGAGAUGAUAAUGGCAGUCCAGCUGCUGGCAUUGACGAUGUAGAAUUGGCAUUGCAGUUGCAUCAAGCAGUGAAUAGCUCAUCUAGCAUUUUAAAGAAUAUGUGCUCUGUCAAUUCCUGUUGCUUGGCCGUACAAAAAUCGUUGGUUAGUUCUGGUAAAAGUGUUUCUGACCCUUCCAUUUGCGUGAGGGUUUCAGGUUAUGGUUCUUCCAUAAAUAUGGAUUGUUUGGAUCAUAAGAGAUUUGAUGAUAGUUGGAUUAGACCAAAUGCUAAAGAUUCUAAUGCUGAGGCACAGUUCAAGGAGGGAGAAGGAAGCUGUUCGAACAGAGUGAUGUACUCUGAGUCUCAAUCUUGUAGGAAGUGGAAUAGCCAGGUGGUGCCUGCAGAUGAAAGAUGCAAUGGGAAGCCAGCUGGAUAUUUGUCCAAGUAUAAUAGGAGUGCAACUAGAGAUGAAAGAUAUCAUGCAAAGCCUGAUCGAUAUUUGUUUAAGUACACUAGGAGAAAAACUGCAGAUGAAAAACACCCUGGAGAGCCUGAUCGAUAUUUGUUUAAGUAUACUAGGAGAAAAGCUGCAGAUGGAAAACACCAUGGAAAACUUGAUCUAUGUUUGGCGAAGUAUAGUAGGAGAACACCUGCACAUGUAAAACACCAUCAAAGGCUUGAUCAACAUUUGAUUCAAUAUACAAGGAGAACACCUGCAGAUGAAAGAAAACAUGGAAAGUCUGACAGAUAUUUGAUAAAGUACAGUAGGAGAAAGUUUAGCCAGAGAUCAAUUCUAGAUGGUAGGUCCAAUUACUUCUGUGAAGGUUUGCUCCAUUAAACUCAGGUGUUGGCAGUUGGACUAAUCGGAAUCAGUGAAGAUCUCUAGUGCUUCACUGCAGGCAUGUUGGAAGAACAUAAUUUUUUUUGUUCAUGCUUCUAAAAUUAACUUGCUCGUUCCCAUGAUAUGAAUAAGUCAAAGCACCAUAAUGACAGUGCCUUCUUCCAAUUUCUCUGACUGUUAUGCAGUUUCCUGACAGAAGAGUUCUCAAACAGGCACAAAGUCUGCUCAGUUUUGCUGAUUUAGUCAAAUAUUAAGAUGGUAAGAGUCCUGAAUUUUUGUAGUUUUCUGUGAAGCGUAUUUCUAUACUAGGCAAAGCAUUGGUUCCAAUAUUGAUUUUCAUGAAUACCACUUGGCCAAUUUGAUGGAAUUUUGCUUAUCUUUUACUAGCCAAAUUCUUAUUCUUGUAUUUAAAUAAAACUUGUUAUAGGUUUGAUAAAGACCAUUGGUGCAAAUACAACCAAAAACAAAUAAGUGUUAAUUUUAAACUAGUUGGUGUUGGCUGUAUGGAUCAUUUUUCACCAUGUGAUUCUGUUUAAGGUUUGUUCCAUAUCAAUAUUAAAAAUUCAUACAUUGUUAGUCAUACAAUCUUUUUUUUUCUUUGGAAUGGUUAGCAAAAAGCAAUGAAUUUUUUUUGGGAACAAUCCAUUUGGGACAUCACAGCUAUGAUUUGAGGCUGUAGUCUUUUUACCCUUUUAUGAGGUUAGGAAAUGGAUUGUUUAUGCUAAAAGAUAAUCAUAGAAUCAAGUAGUGAAAUUUUCUACCGACCCUUUUCUGAUGAAUUUUGAAUAUGAAGCUUUGAAUGCUUAUAGCUUUGCAUUACUAAUUAGGUCAGCAUGCAGGUCAGACUUUUUACGACUUUUUUGUAGGUUGGUUUGAAAGCCAGGAAUCUAGGAUGAGUAUAAGUAGUAACUGACUUAGGCAGGGUCCACAGGGAGAAAAUCACUAAAAUGCAAAAUAACUGUAGGAAAUGCAGGUUUUAGAGGCUAUUAUGUAUUAUUGGUCUUGUGAAUGCUACCUGGUAAUGCUAGUUCGGAUAGUCUGCAUGGUUUACACCAAAAUCUUCUUGCAAAUUUGUAAAUUUAGCAUUGUGAGCUUCAAACUUGACAAUAAAAAAGCUAAUGUAUAGAGGCUCUCAAACGUGUAUGCUAAUUUGUGUUCUCGGUUUAAUCUUUAAAUUGCAUUGAUGUUGGGAAACUUGUAUGCUAUUUCAAUUUGUGUUCUCAGCUUAAUCUUUAAAUUGCAUUGAUGUUGGUAUAAUUUGUGCCCUAUUUACUAAGAGAGUACAGUAAUGUUCACAUGAAGUAUAUGUGACAAAUUCAGUUCAAAGAAAAUUACAUUGUUUCUGUGUUCUGUCGUCUUGCUUUGCUAGCUUCCUUGCUCUUUUAUGUUCGUUUUUCUUAUCUUCAGUAGUAAAAACAAUUCCUAGCCAACUACCCUCUGUAUCAGCGCUUUUGUUUGUCAUUACAAGAUAUCAAUGUUCAUUUUUAUUUUUACAAGAAAGCAAGUCUUAGUGUAGAUUUCAAUAGGAUGAGCACUGAUGUCUAAGGUUUAGGCACUGAUGUCUUGAAGGUUUAGGGUAACUUCGCCCGCGCUUUGCUGCGGGCUACAAUUAUUCUUUUCUACUUUGUGUAAAAGUGGAACAUAUUAUGUAUGGUGUACUAAAUGGACAAUGAAAGAUCAAUGUUUAGAUUUUUUUUCA